Molecule: messenger RNA, 997 nt
Organism: Anneissia japonica
Lineage: Eukaryota; Metazoa; Echinodermata; Crinoidea; Comatulida; Comatulidae
Exons: 5
Coding region: 192-848 (218 amino acids)
Biological process (GO): regulation of apoptotic process
Molecular function (GO): protein binding
Source: RefSeq, a predicted model, not a curated record
GAAUAGUUCUCAGUCUGCUUUACGAAGUCAUGGUUGGUUGAUAGACACACAAAGAAACAGCUUUAACCAAAUCACAUAAAGAUACAGAGCAAACCCUUGAAAAACACCCAUUUCCUGAUUGGAGACACUUCACAUAUAAUAUGCACCUCACUGAAUAACCAAGCAAAGAAUUUUAAGGAUUUUAUAUCAAGAUGGCUACCAAAAUCAAUGAUGAUGCUUUCAGAGAGCUGUUGUCAGAUAUUUCAAAAUGGUAUGAUCAACGUAAAUACACAAAUAUGCUGAAAGUAUUGUACAGAGAACUUUUGAAAAACAAUUAUGAGUUGAAUAAGGCUACAAAGGUGAUGGAAUUAAUGGAUAUGUUAACUGCUUCUGGACAUCUUCACUCAGCUAAUCUCAAUGUUCUCUAUGAUACCAUAAAUGUAACAGAGCAAAGAGGGAUCAAAGAUAUACUGCCAGUAUUUCAAAAUGUUGAGGAUGUAGAAAUCUCAAAAUUCACACAUCACAGACGAAAAAUAAUGAAGCUUGGAAUGGUACUGAUUGAUGAAGAUGUAAAUAAGAUCAGUGCAAUAUAUAACAAACCAGUAAAGGAAUAUGCAGACACAUGGAGUUUGAUUAUGGAUCUGGAGCACAACAGGGUAAUUUGUGAAGGAAAAAUGGAUGCCUUCAUUGAAAAACUGAAUUCCCUUAAACUCCAACAUGCUGUGGAAGCUUUAACAGAAGAAAUCCCAAAUGCAUCUUCGAACUCUGGACAUAGCCUUAGUGAAGAAAUUGCUGUGAAAGUAAUUCAGAAACGCAAAGGAGAAUCCUGUGAUUCUGAAGGACGACCAUAUAAAAAAGUAUGCUCUUAAUUUGUUAAAUGAACUUGAUGAAAAUAAAGACUCCCUAACUUUAAAGGAUAUACCAGAGUUUUUUGACAAGUUUGAGAAACUUAUUAUCUAUUACAAACGUUAUGGUCUAACAUUAACCAAGGUUGGGAAAGGAUCAAUAGUAUUUUACC